UUCUUGCCAUUUUCAAUUCAAAAUUGUGUCUCUUAGAGUGUGUUUAACUAUGAUCGUAAUUCAAUAAGUCGACGUUUUUCGUAUAAUUCGAGGAACAUACAAAAGUAUUAUAAAAUGGAAAACACGUCCUAUGGUAUAAAUGUUGCUAAUCGAUAUGAUCUAUUCUCCGUUGACGAUGAAGGAGAUGAUCCGUUUACGAUUACCCAUGUUAAAAAAAAUCAGAAAAAGCACUCGAACAGUACAGACCAGUCUUUCAAAGCGGUAUCUAGAAUUGCGGAAAAGGAAAAUAAGGCUGCACAAAACAAGGUUAACAAUGAAAAUAAGCAUCCGGAAAAGCAAGCUGCAGGGGGAAAUACUUCAACCCUAAGUAAUUCGCAAAAUCCGCGUGGUGAAAAACAUGCUAUCAAGGAAACGCAAAAGGAUAAUAUUCGUAUAGCACGCGACGAAAGUAAAUAUAAUCACACCGGAAAAAAUUUUGAGAGGAGACAAAUGAAUAAAUCUAAUUUACCUGGGGUCGAAGGCCGCGAUGAUAAAAAUAAAAAAAAUCGUGAUUCCAUCGAUGAGAACAAUCAACGUAAGUUUCAAAUUGGAAAACGUUACGAAAUUCGUGGAAAACGUGAAUUUGAUCGUCAAUCUGGUUCAAAUAAAACUGGUGUUAAAUCUGUAGAAAAGCGUGAAGGAGCCGGUUCGCAUAACUGGGGAAGUGCAAAAGCCGAUGCAAAAGAGUUCAAUAAUUUUCAAGAUGUAUUUUCACCCCAAGAAAUUGAAGAAGACAAAGGGACUGUGCAUGAACAAGGAAAAGAUGAAAUCGUUAAUGACGGACAGGACGUAAAAUUACCCAUUGAAGAAGAACUUAAAGAAAUGACAUUAGACGAAUGGAAGGCUCAAGUAGCUGCAAGUAGGUCUAAGCCGCAAUAUAAUCUCCGAAAAGCUGGGGAAGGGGAAGAUGCAAAACAAUGGGAUAAAAUGAUUGCUUUGGACAAGAAAAAAGCGGAAGUCGAAGCCGAUGAGGAAAACGAGAUUCAAAAAGUUGGAAAGUCGAGGCAUGUACUCGAUAUUGAGUUUCAUUUUAAUGAUGGGCGACGAGGUGGGCUGAUGGGACGGCCUAGAGGACGCGGUGGUAAAGGAACAAGGAACACUGGUAAACGUGAGAACGAUAAAAAAGAUUUUGCCGAAAUUCGUGAAGGUGAUACAGAAAAGCGCGAACGACGUAGUCGCCUAACUCCAAUAUCGGAUACAAAUUUUGGAAAUUACAAAAUAAAACAGAGUUCUAGGUUCAAUAAGAAUACUGCUCCUAAGGUAGACGAUGAGCAUGAUUUUCCGUCACUUGGCUAAAAUCAUAAAGUAAAUUUACUAACGUAUUUUACGAUCCAUGUUUCGUAAGCAGUUGCUUUAUUUCUUAUAAGUUUUCAAAAUAGAAUACUGCAAACAUACUAAUAAAACGAAAGAAGACUUUUUUUCUAAAUUCAAAUAGAGAAAGCUACAGUCAACCAAAAAAGUGCUCGGACAGCAGCGCAUAAAUCUUACUUUUAAUAACUUUUUGCAUGAUUUUUUCAAAGAAUGAUAAUAUCUAUUUUUUUGAAACGUUGGUUCUACAGUUGAUGAAGGGAAGGUAGGGGGAAGAAAUGAAAAUUGUUUUGUUGAA
Molecule: messenger RNA, 1645 nt
Organism: Sabethes cyaneus
Lineage: Eukaryota; Metazoa; Arthropoda; Insecta; Diptera; Culicidae
Product: plasminogen activator inhibitor 1 RNA-binding protein-like
Exons: 2
Coding region: 115-1335 (406 amino acids)
Cellular component (GO): cytoplasm; nucleus
Molecular function (GO): RNA binding
Source: RefSeq, a predicted model, not a curated record